Mesocestoides corti is the source of this 1692-nucleotide messenger RNA. NCBI's taxonomy places the organism in Eukaryota, Metazoa, Platyhelminthes, Cestoda, Cyclophyllidea, Mesocestoididae. The record is from the annotation of a GenBank genome assembly.
AUGCCCGUAGGUAGUAACAAUAAACUCGUGCGUUUUGAACCGGGAUUUUUGAAGUCGGAAGAUGAAGAACAGCCAAUGGAUCCGGAACCAAUCCAGUCUGGGGAAGUAAAAACCCAAACUCAGGCCCCUCUGGAUGCCCCUAGAGUAGAUGAGGACCUGGUAUGUGAAAAUAAGGUAGCUGAGAUUUCUGGCGACUUAAAUGAAAAUAACGCCAACUCAGUGACUCAAAUGGUCGCCGGUUGUGCUCCCUUCCAAAGGAAUUUUGACGCUGUCACAGAUUCAAGCUCUAUUGAGAGACUCAUGACUUCGGACGAUAAUGGGCAACAAGCUGAGAUAUUGCGUCUCGUCGAGAUCAAUAAAGAACUCUCCGCACAAUAUGGAACCCUUCAGGCUCAAUUCUCUGACCUGCUGAAUGAACAUAAUCGACUUCAGUAUCGGCAUAAUAUGCUAGAACUGGCAACAAUGCAGAAUUCACAGGGUGACGGAUCCAACCGAGCAAGAUCAGGCGAUGACCUCCUGCUCGUGUCACAGUAUCGCGAGGAUCUCCGAAAGCUAACCGCUGAAAAGGAGUCGCUGUGCCAGCAAGCAGCCCAACAAAGGGACGAAUUUCGCCAGACGGCAACUCGUUUGUCCUUUCUGCAAUCCUACGUGUCACAACUGCAGAAUCGCGUAGCCCAGCGAGACCUCGUUAUUCAGAAGCUAAUACAGGAACGCGCACUCAACAUGGUCCGAGAUGUGCACUCAAGGAUGCUGCACAAUGAACUGAUGGAAUUGCGUGGUGGAAUUCGUGUUAUAAUUAGGUACCUUCCAACAAGUGAAGAGUUCAGCAAUAUUGAGAUUAUCAACUCCAACAUAAUAUCGAUUCGUAAGCCUUUGUUCAACUUCAUGCAUCUAAGAAGCAAGCCACAGGGUGAAAAUUUGUCAGUCUACAACAUCCACAACAGCGAGGCAAGCAAUUCUACGGUCUUUGCUGACGUCAGGGACUACGUCGAAGCUUGCGUAGAUGGGCACACCGCCGCGAUAAUUGCGAAUGGGCCAAAGGGCACAGGAAAAACCCACACAAUGAUCGGCCCAGCGGAUGAUGCUGGAAUCAUCCCAAGGGCACUCAGUCUCAUUUCGAGGUCCUGCAGAGACCGAUCUCCAUUAUGGGAAUACAAAAUAUCCCUUAGUGCAAUUCAGGCAAGUGGUUGCUUCUUUUGCCACGUCUACAACAAUAUUGUUGAGGAGGAAAUAUAUGACUUGCUUGGCGACACCGACGAAUACAUGGAGCUCAAGAAAUGCUGGUUUCCGUCGUCCGAAAAUACGGAUGGACUUUCUAAGAUUACGCUACAUGAUAAUGGCUCAAGUAUAAUCUUGAAAAAUGUCACCGAAUUGGAGCAGAAUACGGAGGAGGAACUAAUGGAAACGUUUUGCAAAGCCUGGCAGGUUUACUCAAAAUCAAGCCACGCGGAGGUUGCUCAUUUUAUAGUCCUCGUGCGUAUCAAGGCCUAUGGGAAGGUCCCGUUGACUACGACUGCAUUCGCGUCAUCUUCUAACGCUCAAGCCAAGCCUCAACAAGUUGUCAGCCAUGGUUUUCUCAUACUGUGCGACCUGGUUAGUUUUGAUCGGGGCAAGACAAGAAAACCAGGCGUGUCUGGCUCCAAUCAGAACGAACGAUUUGGAAGGAACCAUCGCCACCACCAAAAUGCGUAA